Prorocentrum cordatum is the source of this 971-nucleotide messenger RNA. Lineage: Eukaryota; Dinophyceae; Prorocentrales; Prorocentraceae. The record is from the annotation of a GenBank genome assembly.
GCUCAAGGUGGCUGGCCCUGCCAGCGACUGGCACGCGGCACGCCUGUAAGGUUUCCCCAUUCUCUCCGUGAUGUCUGCUGCUCCACACACGAUCAUUGCUGAUCUUCAUGGGGAGUUGAUCCGACGGCUUUCGUUAGUUGCUGGCACGCACUUCGAAGGUCUCGAGCAAGCGGGUCGUGUUCUUCGCCGAGCUGGUCGUAUUACAACCGGCACUGCGCACAAGCUUGCCCGCCUGGGCCACGCCUACAACCUGACCCGUCAUGUCACGUGCGUUUCCGCUACCAGCUUCCUGGACUCUGUGAUGAUGGAGGUGGGCGGAACGCCAUGUUCUACGGGUUUGCAGGCUACGGGAUCACAGCCUUCAGAUACUUCGUUGAAGACUGCGACUUCGGCCUCACUGUUUUCUUCGCCUGCAUUGACGGCUACUUCGACAUUGAUGACUGCUCCCACGUCGGCUGCCCCUUCACCGAAGGUUUCGACAUCACCGCCUCCAGAGGAGGCCCUGGGAGCUGUCCAUCCAGUUCCUCAUCGUGCCGAUGGUGUGGUCUCUGCUGAUAAUGUCGGCGAUGCCGCGCUUCCCUCCGAAGCUCGACUGGGUGAAGCUCCUGUUCGUGCAAAUCUGCCCCAUGAUGACGAUACUCAGGGUGAUGGCGUCGGCACCUACGACGUGAUGUCGACGUUCACCGUUACCAUCUACCAGCCGUGCCUCUGCACGGCCACUAUUCCUGACGGCCGCGGUAGUGGACCCGGGUCCCUCGGCACGGCGACCCACGACGCGAACAUCUUUGCGACGGGCGACUACGUGAUCCCUGCGAUCCCGUUCGCGUUCGCCCCGAACUCGUUCCGCCUCUCUGAGCCCUGCGAUGCGUCCGACCGCGUUCGAUACCGCGGCAAACGCGCGGUCUGAGGCAGAUCCUUCCUCCACCUCCUGCUGUGUGCUCUGUAGCUGCGGGCGGGGGUGGGAUGGCGAC